CUCACCAUGCAGCAAACAGGCCGGAACUCCAGCUCAGGCUGCAGACAGUUUUCAUGUUUCCCUCGCGCACGUAGCCGGCCGCAACGAACGGUGCUGCAAGUGCUGGGUUUGCACAAGGCGCUUCGCAAGCCUGCCAACGGCCCCAUCACCGCGCCCGCGGACGCCGUGUAUGAGUGCCUCACACUCCUCCGGCGACCUGACCUGGAAAGCCUGGCGCCGUUCUUCCCGGCUGGCUCCUUCGACCCUGCUGUGCGCCGUGUGGUCGUGGAGGUGGGCGGGCAGGAGGUGGAGGAGGCGGGGCCGCUGGCGGCAUGCAGCGGAUUCAUGGACACAGCUGCUCGGCGAGUGCUGCCGGGUCACUUGCUGCGGCGCUGCCGGGUGCUGUCCAGUGUGGCGCUGGGGGACAGCUGCCAGCAGCGGGUGGCGCUGACAGCCUGCACCGGCGAGGAGACCGUGUUCGUGUGGCGGCUGCGGCGAGUGGGCGCUGAGCCCGCCGCAAGCGCCAGCAGCAGUAGCAGCAGCAGUAGCAGCAGCAGCACUGGGUGGCUUGGCAGUAGCACGGGUGCGGGGCUGGAGGCCGCCGCACCCACCUCGCCAGCCUACUUCCGGUCCUCGACUCCCGCGCCCCACUCGGUGCGGCGAGGGCCGGCAGGCAGCGACGACGACGAGCCAGGUACCAGUGGCACAAGCACCAGCGGGAGAGGGACACGGGACUCGCAAGACGCGCAUGCAGUCGCGUCCCCCACCGCCUCCAUUCCUCCACACCAGGAGCCAGGGCAGGAGCGCGGCGACGGCAGCGCGUCUCCCGCCCCCGGCUCGGAUUCCGAAUCCGAAUCCGAGGCACCUGACUCCUCAGGAUCCAGGUCCAUCGCCACAGCCUGGAUCGUGGAAUCCAUAGCUCGGGACGACUCGCAUGACGAGGAGGAGAUGCCGGCGCCGGGGGGCCCCACGGGUUCCGGCGGCGGCCCCCACCCGCGCUGCUCUCCUGAGCUGGUGGUGAAGGCCCAGCUGGGGGCGCUGUCGCGGGGGGACGUGGUCGGUGCGGCGUCCUUCAACCUGUGGAGCCGCAGCACCUCGGGCGGCUGGGAGUUGCAUCUGUCCGCCUUCUGCUCCCUGCUGGCGCAGCCCGCCUACGCCCCCCUGCUGGCAGCGGCGGGGGCGGAGCUGGGGCCCUCCGCGCUGCCCACCUCGCGCCGGCUGGUGCAAGAGGUCCGGCUCACUGGCAUACGGCGACAGGGCGGGACAGCGGGGGUAACAGGAGGAGGUGGUAGUGGUGGUGGCGGAAGCUGUCGGCUGGUGUUUCAGCUGGGCAUGCAGGCGAACGGGUGCUGGGUGGUGGAGGCUAUUCGCCGCGUGGCGGACAGCUGAGGCUUGGGCGCGUUGAGGGUGGAGGGUGCGGGCAGGUGUGCGCGUGGAAGGCAGUGGCGUAUGGCCAGGUUGCAAUCGCUUCUCCACACUCCGUUGAGGGGUGAGGUUGGAGGAGGCGGAGGCGAGGGUAAUACCUGUCAUGCAACUGGGAAGUGCAGUGAGUUGUUGGUCGAGUGGUGGAGGCGGAGAAGGCGGGGAUUUUGGGGACACGAUUCUGGGAUCGUUCUAGGGAGUGCGGAACUCAGCGUUGUGUAGGCACCUUCAUUUCUCACAGCUGAGGCUGCGCGUUGUAUACUGUUGGGGCCGAGUGUUCAUAAGCAAGCAUCUCCG
Molecule: messenger RNA, 1698 nt
Organism: Chlamydomonas reinhardtii
Lineage: Eukaryota; Viridiplantae; Chlorophyta; Chlorophyceae; Chlamydomonadales; Chlamydomonadaceae
Exons: 6
Coding region: 325-1368 (347 amino acids)
Source: RefSeq, a predicted model, not a curated record